AUGGCGGCCCGGUGCUACGCAGCUGCCUCCGUGGUCAGAGCAGGAGCGCACGACCUCUCCUCCUCCUUUUCCUUCACAGCCGCGGCGCUUCCCUCGGCGGCGUGUCCGAGGCAGGUAGGAGGAGCGUGGGCCUGCGGUGGAGCCGGUGGGUACAGCUACAGGCUCCGCGCCGUCCGCGCCAUGGGCUCUGCGCCGUCGUCGUCGUCGCAAUCCCCGUCGCCGCACACGCCUUCAGGACAAACCAAAGGGAAAGCAGAUUAUACAUCACUGAGUGAAGAAGAGUGGAAGAAGCGCCUGACUAAAGAGCAGUAUUAUGUUACUCGGCAGAAGGGCACUGAGAGAGCAUUCACUGGGGAAUACUGGAAUACUAAAACCCCAGGCAUUUAUCACUGUGUCUGCUGCGACACCCCUCUGUUUGAGUCAUCAACCAAAUUUGAUAGUGGUACCGGAUGGCCAUCCUACUAUAAACCAAUUGGCAAAAAUGUCAAGAGCAAGCUUGAUAUGUCAAUCAUUUUCAUGCCCCGGACCGAGGUGCUCUGUGCUGCCUGUGAUGCUCAUCUGGGGCAUGUCUUUGAUGACGGGCCACCACCAACAGGGCAGAGAUACUGUAUCAACAGUGCAUCUCUGAAAUUGAAGCCUCAGUCGCUGGAUCCUUUAGGAAGAAGUUAA
Molecule: messenger RNA, 669 nt
Organism: Miscanthus lutarioriparius
Lineage: Eukaryota; Viridiplantae; Streptophyta; Magnoliopsida; Poales; Poaceae
Source: the annotation of a GenBank genome assembly